ACUGAGGUUUAGAUUCCUCCUAGACCAGGAGGAUCCGGACUAUGUCUCCCCCAACCUUCCUCCUGCUGCUGUCGGGGGCCCUGGUGCUGACUGAGACCUGGGCAGGCUCCCACUCCUUAAUGUACUUGCACACCGCGAUUUCCCGGCCUGGCCUCGGGGAGCCCCACUUCGUGGUCGUGGGCUAUGUGGACGACACGCAGUUCCUGCGGUUUGACAGCGACGACCCGAGUCCCAAAAUGGAGGCAACGGUGCCAUGGAUGGAGCUAGAGGGGUCGGAGUAUUGGGAGAGCGAAAAGCAGAUUGUCAAGAGCCACGUACACAUUUCCAGAGUAAGGUUAAACAACCUGCGGCUAUACUACAACCUGAGCGAAACAGAACCCCCAAAGACACAUGUGUCCCACCACCCCACCUCUGAGCGUGAGGUCACCCUGAGGUGCUGGGCCCUGGGCUUCUACCCUGUGGACAUCACCCUGACCUGGCAGCGAGAUGGGGAGGACCUGACCCAGGACACAGAGCUGGUGGAGACCAGGCCUGGGGGGGAUGGAACCUUCCAGAAGUGGGCGGCUGUGGUGGUGCCUUCUGGAGAGGAGCAGAGAUACACGUGCCAUGUGCAGCAUGAGGAGCUGCUGGAGCCCCAAGUCCUGAGAUGGGAGCCACCUCCUCAGUCCUCCAUCGCCACCAUGGGCAUUAUUGCUGGCCUGGUUCUCCUUGGGGCUGUGCUCACUGGAGUUGUGAUUUGGAGGAAGAAGUGCUCAGACAGAGAAAACCUCAUAUGA
This is a messenger RNA of Talpa occidentalis (Iberian mole), 776 nucleotides long. Its product is annotated as patr class I histocompatibility antigen, A-108 alpha chain-like. The transcript has 4 exons. The coding region runs from base 42 to 776 and encodes 244 amino acids. Gene Ontology annotation, molecular function: peptide antigen binding; signaling receptor binding. Gene Ontology annotation, cellular component: external side of plasma membrane. Gene Ontology annotation, biological process: antigen processing and presentation of endogenous peptide antigen via MHC class I via ER pathway, TAP-independent; antigen processing and presentation of endogenous peptide antigen via MHC class Ib; immune response. Lineage: Eukaryota; Metazoa; Chordata; Mammalia; Eulipotyphla; Talpidae. The record is from RefSeq and is a predicted model, not a curated record.